UCUCUCUCUCUCUCUCUCUCUCUCUCCACUUGAUAUUGUACAGGGCACACGCUCUUGCCAAAUGGGGUUUCCUCCUUAUGCGUGAGCUGGUUUGGCAAUUGAAAGUUUGAAACGAGUCUUUCAUCCCCCAUCCCUUUCCUUUUCUUCUCUUCUUUCGUUCUUUCUGUGUCAAGUCUUUCAUUAUUGACUUUCCUUACUGAGUGACUCGGUUGAACUUGUGAAGAAAAUUCGGUGGUUUGGAUUAUUAAAUCUGUGGGUAUCGAGGAUGGAGACUAUUUCUGCAAAAGAACAUGGAAGCAACUUCAAUAAUCCCAUUUUCCAGCUGUCUCCGGUUACUUCUGUGCCUUGGUGGAGCGCUCUUGGAUCACAGCCGGUCUACCCUGCGACGUAUAAGGAGGACAACAGUACCGCUCAGUUCACUAUCUUUCCUGGUGAUGGCAAAGACUAUGUGAAGGCGCAAAAAGCUCAGCACCUUUCCUCAAUCUUAUCUCGGCAAUCAUCUCUGCCCGAGUACCAAGCUUCUGUUGAACUAGGACUUGCUCAACCGAUGGUGUGUACGAAUUAUCCCUAUAUAGAUCAAUGUUAUGGUGUGUUCACAACCUAUGGAGCUCAAACAGCGGGUCGCAUGUUAUUGCCAUUAAAUGUGACAACAGAUGAUGAACCUAUUUAUGUAAAUGCUAAGCAGUACCAUGGAAUCAUUAAGCGCAGGCAAUCUCGUGCAAAGGCUGAGUUGGAGAAUAAAGUGUUUAAAAAUCGGAAGCCUUAUCUACAUGAAUCACGCCAUCUCCAUGCACUGCGUCGAGCAAGGGGAUGCGGUGGCCGCUUCCUGAAGACAAAGAAUGGAAACAGUGGGAAGGUAGGGACUGACACUGGCAAAGCAGGUGAGGGGCAACUUUCAGAGUCUAAUGGUUCUCCAAGUUCAGACGCUCUACAGUCCGAGAGUGGCAAUUUAAAUUCAUCAAAGGAGGCAUCUGGUGGUUGUUCAAAUCUGUCAGGCUCAGAAGUGACUAGUGUGUACUCUGGAGAUCUCAAUCUGUUUCAGAUUGAUCAUCUGCGCCCAUCUACGUUCCACUCUCUUUCAAACAUCAUGGUAAGUGGGCAGGGUAUCAAUAUUUCCAAUAAGUGGGUUGCAGCAGAUGGCUGCUGUGACCUCCUCAAAAUUUGAAUGUGGGGAUGGCUUUGGGGUUGUGUAGGUUGUAGCUUCAGUUUGUUGGCAAAGCUCUAGAGCUAUGUAAAUCCUACGUAAGCAACCCCAUCCCUGCAGCAGCUAAAUGGAGCUCUGUUGCAGCGUUGUUUGUGGCUGUUGCAAUGGGCUCUUGUUGAGGGAUAGUCCCACCACCAUUUGGCUGUUUAAAAGGCAAAUCAUUCUUGGCUUAUCUGCAUUGAGGUUCUCCUGGUCACUCACAGUCUUACGGCUGUUGAUGGUGCUGGAGAUCUUAAUUGUAUUGUAUUAUAACAAAACUCCCUAUCAGUGUUUGGUCAGUUGGUGCACUAGACUUGAAAAUU
Telopea speciosissima is the source of this 1506-nucleotide messenger RNA. Its product is annotated as nuclear transcription factor Y subunit A-10-like. The record is from RefSeq and is a predicted model, not a curated record. The coding region runs from base 266 to 1165 and encodes 299 amino acids. Gene Ontology annotation, cellular component: CCAAT-binding factor complex. Gene Ontology annotation, molecular function: DNA-binding transcription factor activity, RNA polymerase II-specific; RNA polymerase II cis-regulatory region sequence-specific DNA binding. The transcript has 7 exons. Lineage: Eukaryota; Viridiplantae; Streptophyta; Magnoliopsida; Proteales; Proteaceae. Gene Ontology annotation, biological process: regulation of transcription by RNA polymerase II.